AUGUCUGACUUCCCACCCAACCUCUCCAUCCGUCCGCUUACCAUUCAAGACAUCGACCAGUGCGUUGCCUUAGAAAUCCAGGGGUUCCCCCCUUCUGAACGCUGCUCCCGCGAAAAGUUCUCCUACCGUUUGACAGUUGCUCCCGAAUUAUGUGCUGGUUUAUUUGUAAGACAAUACGACGUCAAAUACAAUGCUAUUAAUCUCCCAGAAGUCGCAGAAAAGCUUGAAAAACAACACCACCCUGAAGAUGACUCCGACGAGUUACCUGCACAUUCUUCCGUCAUCAAAGAAACUUUGAUCGGACAUGUCAUUGCUACAAAAAUCGCAUCUGAUCGCAUAACCGAUGCUUCUAUGGAAUUACCGUCAGACGACACCCCGGGAUCAGGCCAUAUCGAGAGCUCGAGAAAUAUAGGUAUCCAUUCCAUAGUAAUUGACCCAGAAUGGAGAGGCAAAAACUUGGGCGCAUUAUUGUUACAUGAUUAUAUCCAAAAAUUGUCAAACCAAGAUAUAGGCGACCAGAUUGUCAUCAUCAACAAAGAAUCUUUAAUCCCAUUCUAUGAAAAAAUCGGAUUCAACAACCUCGGCGAGAGCGAAUGCAAACACGGCGGAGCUACAUGGUACGACAUGGCUAUCGACUUGGUCGCCACCGAUGAUCUCUAA
This is a messenger RNA of Candida dubliniensis CD36, 660 nucleotides long. RefSeq names its product polyamine acetyltransferase. Bases 1 to 660 code for a protein of 219 amino acids. The record is from RefSeq and is a predicted model, not a curated record. NCBI's taxonomy places the organism in Eukaryota, Fungi, Ascomycota, Pichiomycetes, Serinales, Debaryomycetaceae. The transcript has a single exon. Gene Ontology annotation, cellular component: cytoplasm. Gene Ontology annotation, molecular function: aralkylamine N-acetyltransferase activity.